Molecule: messenger RNA, 3448 nt
Organism: Cotesia glomerata
Lineage: Eukaryota; Metazoa; Arthropoda; Insecta; Hymenoptera; Braconidae
Gene: Madm
Product: nuclear receptor-binding protein homolog
Exons: 11
Coding region: 876-2921 (681 amino acids)
Biological process (GO): intracellular signal transduction; endoplasmic reticulum to Golgi vesicle-mediated transport; protein phosphorylation
Cellular component (GO): endomembrane system; cytoplasm
Molecular function (GO): protein serine/threonine kinase activity; ATP binding
Source: RefSeq, a predicted model, not a curated record
UAUAGUUGCAUCUGUCUAUCUGUACCUACAGAAAGAGAGACUUUAUUCAGUAUUUAGUCUAUAAUAUAUACGUAUCGUUGAGACUGUACUUGGUAAUUUUAUCGCUCUGUGGUGCUCUUAUCCUGUGUGCCCUUGAUACUCAUUUAAUUUAUUUAAUAAUAUUUAUUCAAUUGUGUUUUAUUUUACUGCGAUUAUAGUUAGGUUAAUACCACUAUAUUUUUACAGACACACCGAUAAUCGGUUUUAUAUUUCAAACUGUUCAAUACAUCAGAUAAAUAUAUAUAAAUACAUGUAUAUAUAGAUAUAUACAUACAUGUGUAUAUAUUUUAUUAAUAAUAUUAAUAUAUUGUUGAGAGAAGGAAAUAUAUUUUCAUAUAAAGAAGAAAAAAAAAUACUAUUAUAUCCCCUGGCCAAUAGUGAUGAUUAAUAUUGAUGAUGACAAUACAGUAAAGUAUUUUUUAUAAAUCAAACAAUUAUUCUUACUUCCGAAAGUGUCACAGUGAGUGAUAAAAAAAAAUCAACGGUUGAUUUAAUUCUAUGUAUGUGGAGAGUGUGUGGGUGCGUUUGUGUUAACUAUACGUGAUGAUGUCAGUAACACAUUACAUGUAAAAUUUUCGAGGAACAUUAAGCAUGUUUGAUAAUAAUUUUCAUGAUUAUUAUCAAUAAUAUAUUUAUGCGCAAAAGCAUAUUUUAAAGCGUAUAAUUUAUCAGAGAAUAUAUAGUAUAUGUAUAUUCUUCGUUUUUUGACUAUUUAUUGAGGAAUGAAAAAAAAGUAGAAAUAAUUAUUAAAUUUAUCAUCGGGCACCAAUGAGCUUAGUCAUAAUAACACUGGAAUCUAUUUGGUGUGGAGAUUUUUUUGUAUCCAAAAAAGUGUAAUGCCUGGGAGUCGCUCUAGUACCGCUGCUGAUCCAGAUCAUAAAUCACCGCGAGAAAGUGGUGAAGAUUCUGAAGAUGAGAGUGAAAUUUUGGAAGAAAGUCCCUGCGGGCGGUGGCUGAAACGUAGAGAAGAGGUUUACGUAGGUUCCAAAUCAGCUGCAGCCGGUGCUGAAGGUACGAAUUUUGUUGGACAAGGUAUGUCAAGAGGAUUCGAGAGAAAAUUUUCUGAGUUAGAGGUGGGACAGCGUGAUGUUCCGGGAAUUGACUGUGCUUAUUUGGCAAUGGAUACCGAGGAAGGUGUUGAAGUUGUUUGGAAUGAAGUCCAGUUUUCAGAACGCAAAGAUUUUAAAGCACAAGAAGAAAAAAUUCAACUAGUCUUUGAAAAUUUAAUACAGCUAGAGCAUCCGAGUAUUGUCAAAUUUCAUAGGUAUUGGACUGAUACUCACAAUGAUAAGCCACGGGUCAUAUUCAUCACUGAAUACAUGUCAUCUGGGUCGUUGAAACAAUUUCUCAAACGCACAAAACGUAAUGUGAAAAAACUACCGUUACAAGCAUGGAAACGAUGGUGUACACAAAUUUUAUCAGCAUUAAGCUAUUUACAUUCUUGUUCGCCACCGAUUGUUCAUGGAAAUCUUACUUGUGAUACUAUAUUUAUUCAGCACAAUGGUCUAGUAAAAAUUGGCUCAGUUGCUCCAGACGCAAUUCAUCACGAUGGACGAACUUGUAGAACAAAUGUAAAAAAUAUGCACUUUGUCGCACCAGAAUAUGGCAAUUUACUGACACCGGCAAUUGACAUUUAUGCUUUCGGAGUUUGUGCUCUCGAAAUGGCUGCGUUGGAGAUUCACGGUAACGGAGACAGUGGCAGUCCUGUUACCGAUGAAAAUAUACAAAAGACAAUCGAAUCACUGGAUGACCCUCUACAAAAAGAUUUUAUUAGAAAAUGUCUUCAAUCAGAGCCGCUUAGUAGACCAAGCGCCAGAGAAUUAUUAUUUCAUCCAAUAUUAUUCGAAGUUCCCUCGCUCAAGUUGCUUGCUGCUCAUGCUCUAGUGUCGUCUGCCACAAAUAUAUCUGAAACAAUAACAGACCAGGUCCUGCAAAGAUUAUACGGACCAGAUACGGUCGUAGCUGAAAUAAGAUAUCAAAAUCAAUUAACACCCUCCGUUGCCAUAUCAUCUAAGUCAUCCUCAUCAUCAUCUUCGUCUUCGUCAUCAUCACAACCUCCUCUCCAGCAAAUUCGACUAAGUGACAUUUCUGUCACUGAAAAAUUAGAAAAAUUCGUCGAAGAUGUUAAAUACGGAAUUUAUCCGUUGACUACAUACAUGGCUAGACUACCUCCACCUUCAGCCGUUCGACCACGAGCAAUAUCGCCUGAGAUAACUGAAUCGGUUAAGUCUGUUACACCUGAGCCGCUCACUCCAGAAGCUCGUAGAAUUGUUCAUAUGAUGUGUAAUGUCAAGCCUAGCGGCGGUGGUUGUGAUAAUUUAGAAUUAAAUAUGACAAUAUUAUUGAGAAUGGAUGAUAAAAUGAAUCGUCAGUUGACAUGUCCUGUUACUGAAACAGACACACCGCUUAUACUAGCACAAGAUCUUGUUGAUAAUGCAUUUAUUAAUGAGAGUGAUCGGGAUGCAUUGGCUCGUUUGAUGGAAGAAACCAUAAGAAGUUUUUAUAACAAACAAAAAAUGAGACCAGCAAUGGUGUCUUUAACUAAUUUGCCUACAUCGUUAUUGCUACCCGAAUCAGAACUACCCCGCAUACAAGAUUUGGAAACUUUGAACCACAAUGCCUCCUUGACAUCACCACCAUCAUCAGUAUCCUUAAAUACAACAGUAUUGAACAAUGACGUUAACAAAAUGUUACCAAAUGAUUCUACUAACUCUGCAGUAACAACAGCUACGAUGAAUUCAGAAGCGAUAUCAUCCGCUUCAUCAUCUUCGUCAUCGUCUUCAUCUUCAUCGAUGAUACCCUCCAAUAGUUGCAGUAAUGCUGAGGCUACUUCAGAUUUGGGGGUCAAUGCUAAUAAUAAUGAAUCAAACAGCUCCAGUUAACCAAAAUAGUUACACGCAUACACACAAUAUUCUGUGCCACGAGCACAAAUAUAUAGACUGUAUUUUUUAUAUAUACAUAUAAGAUGUAACGUGACCUUUUUUUCUUCCUCCCUUUGUAUAUACACAUAAUGAAACAUAUACAUACAUACUUUAUAUGUUUAAAAAAUUUUGAAUAAUUAUUUAAAAAUUACAUAUUAAUUGAAAUUAACGUAUCAGUGUGUAUGUAUAUAUUACAAUGGUAUAUUAUUUAUUAAUUUAGAGAAGAAAAAAAAAAGUAUGUACAUUAAAAAUUAAUUUUUUUAACUUCUACAGCUAUAUUUUUUUGCCGCGAAAGAACGAAUUUGAGUCAUAAAAUGCAACAAUUUCGAAUAAUAAUAAUAAUAAUAAUAAUAAUAAUAAUAUAACGCUACUAUUUAUAGAAAAAAUAUAACUCAGUCUUGGGAAUGACGUAUACUGUGAGUGUAUAUUAAAAUUUGUACAUAUUUUAUGUAUUUGUUCGAUUAAACCAACUCUACUAAAUAAUUUAA